Molecule: messenger RNA, 975 nt
Organism: Micromonas pusilla CCMP1545
Lineage: Eukaryota; Viridiplantae; Chlorophyta; Mamiellophyceae; Mamiellales; Mamiellaceae
Exons: 1
Coding region: 1-975 (324 amino acids)
Molecular function (GO): protein binding
Source: RefSeq, a predicted model, not a curated record
AUGCCGAAGAAGGCGCGCGUCAACGACGACGCGGCCGGCGCUUGGGGCUCCGUGACGGCCGCCGCCGCGAGCACUGGGAUGCUUGGGGCGGCUUUUGAGGCAAACUUCCAGAGCAUCGCACGACAGGGACAAGGGCUGGCUACACCCGUGCUCGAGUCGUUGUUGAAGUUUUCGGCUGAAGGAGGAGAUAUGCCUGAGUUUGGCCCCGGCGGCCUCGAUGUGGCCAUCGCGGCCUUGUACGAGCAUGACGAGCAAUUUAUAGGAGCAAUGAGAGGGAUCGUGACCCAUGAGAAAGAUAUCGUGAAAGCGGUCGAGUGGUGGACGAAAGCCGCGGAGAAGGGGAACGUUCUUGCCCAGGUCAGGCUCGCGAACUGGUACUGUGCGAAUCACGACUACCUCAAGUUCGAACACUUCGUGGCCUUGGCCGCACUCAACACACCCAUCGGGGACAAACAAUAUGAUGCCAAGAUAACCGACGCGUUGGAGAACCACACGAGCAACAUCACCACAAAGCGGGAGGGCUUGAAAGUAAUACGCGACAUGUACGGCCUCAACAUGGGCGACGACGUCGUUGAAGCUUUCGCCGCGCCGAUGACGUGCGCGCCGCCUCACGCGGCCGUGAACCUGACUCACCACAUCGCGAAGUGCUUCAUGAACGGCAUCUACGGCAUCAAAAAGAACCUUCAGAUCUCCAAAGACUACCUGAAACUCUCCGCGAAGCUAAAAGGCACCAAGAAGUACGUCGAAGCCGACCUCGAGAGGCUCCGCGGAUGCGCGAAAUGCGGAGGGACCGGCGCGUGGGCGUGCGCGCUCUGCAAAGUCACCCGGUACUGCUCGAAGGAGUGCCAAGAGUGGCACUGGUUCAACGGCGACGAGCCGCACCGCGAUCAUUGCCCGCGCGCGGAGACGCCAUCCAAGUACGCCGAAUUGAAGAAGAUUACUGCCUUCGAUUUGCAGAUUACUUCUUUCGCUUAG